CUCUUUUGUGGUAACUAGCGCCAGUGGUCUCCGUUUGGACUUAGUCCAUUUCCCUGUUGGAGUGGAUAUCUUUUCGACAAUUUCGCCGGAAAAAGGGAGCCCGACUUCCCAACCAUGAUGCAAAGAUUGAACGUUGCCGGACCCCUCCUGAGGGCUGCUGCCACUCAAGGGGUUGAGCAACAGCAACAACGUGGCAUGGCCACCCUCAAAGCCAUCUCAAUUCGCUUGAAGUCGGUGAAAAACAUCCAGAAAAUCACUCAAUCCAUGAAGAUGGUGUCAGCUGCUAAGUAUGCCCGAGCUGAGCGUGAUUUGAAGAAGGCACGUCCUUUUGGUGUUGGCUCUCAGCAGUUCUUCGAAAAGGCCGAAAUUGCUGUUCCAGAGCAGACAGAGAAGAAGCACCUGGUUAUUGCAAUGACAUCUGACCGUGGUCUCUGUGGUGCUGUGCACUCUGGAGUGGCACGUCUCAUUCGCAAUGAACUGGCUGAUGCUACUCUGGCAGCCAACACGAAGAUUGUUUGCGUGGGUGACAAGAGUCGAUCCAUUCUUCAGCGAAUCUUUGCUAAGAACAUCAUCUUUGUGGCCAAUGAGGUUGGACGCUUGCCACCCACCUUCAUCGAUGCAUCUAAGCUGGCUGAUCAGAUUCUGAACUCCGGCUACGAUUUCACCGAUGGGAAAAUUGUCUACAAUCGCUUCAAGUCUGUGGUGUCCUACAGCUUGAGCAACAUUCCCAUCUUCAGUCGAUCCUCAGUGGAAGGCGCCGCCAAUUUGUCCGUGUACGAUUCCCUGGAUGCUGAUGUAAUCCAGAGCUACUUGGAAUUUUCACUGGCAUCAUUGCUGUUCUACACCAUGAAGGAGGGUGCUUGCUCAGAACAAUCCUCCAGAAUGACAGCCAUGGACAAUGCAUCCAAGAAUGCUGGUGAGAUGAUUGACAAGCUCACGCUGACGUUCAAUCGUACGCGACAGGCCGUGAUCACCAGGGAGCUCAUUGAAAUUAUUUCUGGUGCUUCGGCCCUCGAGAAAGAGAAGUAAUUCACUGCCAUCCGAUCUGGAAUGUGCAACGUGUAGUUGAAAGUAAUCAAUAUUCCCUUUUUAAUUUUAAUCUAAUUUGUUGUUAUACACACAUGCUACAAGCCUCCUGAUCCUCCCAAUCCUUGUUCACAUCUCUUGACACAGUCUACAGCCACUGAAAUCCGCUUAUUAACAUCCAACUCUCACUGGGAGACUGUGUCGAGAUGGGAUCAACGAUUUGCCCUUAAUCUCCUAAGAUUUGCAUUUUCAGGAAUAUUUAAAGGAAUAAAAGUGGUACGAGACAAAACUUGGAAAAAAA
Molecule: messenger RNA, 1327 nt
Organism: Phlebotomus papatasi
Lineage: Eukaryota; Metazoa; Arthropoda; Insecta; Diptera; Psychodidae
Gene: ATPsyngamma
Product: ATP synthase subunit gamma, mitochondrial
Exons: 3
Coding region: 115-1029 (304 amino acids)
Biological process (GO): proton motive force-driven ATP synthesis
Molecular function (GO): proton-transporting ATP synthase activity, rotational mechanism
Source: RefSeq, a predicted model, not a curated record